AUGUUGUUCGCAUAUAUUAAGCAUACGCUGGAAGAUUGGAUUUUCCCCCUUCGUAUGAUCCUUGGCAGAAAGAUCAUGUAUGAUGAGCAGCGAAGCAUUGUCCAAGUUUCGCGCAACCAGUUAAUCAAAGGGCCAUGUUCCCAGCAGGAACUAGAGGCCAUGGAGUACGCCGCUUCAUACACCUCUGUGUGUUUGCCAUGCAUCCAUCGCACAUAUCAUCGACGACGGGGCCUGUUUAUCGCCAUGGAUUUUGUCCAAGGAAAAACGUUGGAUAGCCUGUGGUCAACGUUUACGGAUGAAGAGAAGCAAAAAUGUGUGGUUCUGAUCUGGGACAGCGUGAGGCAGCUUCAUGCUUGUCAUCCUCCCGCUUCCCUAGGCAGGAUUGUCGCUGCGUCUAUUAGCGGUGGGCCGGUCCGCGAUGGAGCUUUUGGUGUUCAAGGUAAUGGACCGCAAAGUAUCGGUCCAUUUGUUGACGAGGAAGACUUUCGUAGUGUUCUGGAGGAGAGGGCAGAAUUUGCUAAAUUUGACCGCCAUCCUGCGCGAGUCGGUUUUGUUCAUGCGGAUUUGGCGCCACGGAACAUUAUUGUAAAGAAUGAUAACCAACUCUGUUUCAUUGACUGGGAACUCGCGGGGUGGUGGCCAUUAUAUUGGGAGCGCAUGAAAUGGCAUUUUUCGGAUUUUCCCCCAACGCCAGACUUUCUGUAUCUCAUGGAUCAAAUGACUGCUGAUGAAAGAAGAAAUUAUGAGUAG
Molecule: messenger RNA, 750 nt
Organism: Pochonia chlamydosporia 170
Lineage: Eukaryota; Fungi; Ascomycota; Sordariomycetes; Hypocreales; Clavicipitaceae
Product: protein kinase-like protein
Exons: 2
Coding region: 1-750 (249 amino acids)
Biological process (GO): protein phosphorylation
Molecular function (GO): protein kinase activity
Source: RefSeq, a predicted model, not a curated record